Messenger RNA from Mya arenaria, 2542 nucleotides. Its product is annotated as sacsin-like. The coding region runs from base 157 to 2409 and encodes 750 amino acids. Lineage: Eukaryota; Metazoa; Mollusca; Bivalvia; Myida; Myidae. Gene Ontology annotation, molecular function: Hsp70 protein binding. The record is from RefSeq and is a predicted model, not a curated record. The transcript has 9 exons.
CGUGCAUGUUGAUAGCAACUAUCGAUAUUCACUUAAAUGAAAGGCAUGAGCACUACGCGUACAGUUUUCUUGUGACUGCUUGUUUUAAUACGGAUCCUUAAAUUAACUGAGUUGUUUUGUUCUACCGUCUGAGGCAGUGGUAAACGAGGCACCACAAUGGCUUCAACGAGUGACGGGAGACGGAAAGGGAAGAGGAAAUCAACCAGUCAAGACAUGGAUAAAGACGUUGUCAAGAAGAAGAAACCAGUCUACUCUGGCUUCAAACAGCCGACUCUUAUUGAACAACUGAAGUAUAUCCUAGCAGAAUAUCCAGAUGGAGGACAAAUAUUGAAGGAACUGAUACAAAACGCCGAAGAUGCAGGGGCAAGAACGAUGGGCAUACUUCUGGACGAGAGAAGACUUAACAGGACGGACGAAACAAGUCCUGCACAAUACAAGAAAUUCUUUCAGGCUCCUGCCCUUUGUGUUCACAACGAUGCCGAAUUUACUGAACAAGAUUGGCAAGGAAUCACAAUGCUAUAUAACAGUGUAAAGAAGUCUGACAAACUGAAAGUUGGACGUUUCGGACUUGGGUUCAAGUCGGUUUUUCAUUUGACAGAUAAUCCUUGCAUAAUCAGUGGGGAACGCAUGCUGUUAAUGGACCCGCUUAAACCGGCAGGUUUCGAAACGGUGAUCAUGGAUAUAGGAGAUCUCGACGAAAUAGAAGGGUUUGCUACAAACGAUUUAAUACAAGCGCUUAAUGGUAAAUUUGGCUUCAAUCAAGAAACACUGUCAUCCGGUUAUUUCAGAGGAACGCUGUUCUGGUUUCCUCUCCGCGAAAUUCCGACUCCGCUAUCAGACAACUUGUACACGGUGGACAAGGUAAUGAAUUUAUUCAGGGCGUUUCAACAGGAUUCAUCUAGCAUCCUCCUUUUCUUGAAAAGUCUUUCAGAGGUAACAUUGUUUAAGGAUCAGUCCCAACCGCCAGAGAGAAAAGUGUAUGCAAAGGUUAAAAUAGCGGCCUCUGGAGUAAAAUGCUUGGCACAGAGAGCUACAUUUGCAGACAAUAUAAGAAAUAUGACACCUGAAAGCGCCGACAUUUUUUCCUGUUUGGAAAUCCCCAUUGAAUGCUUUUUUGACGGAAAUAGGAGUACAAAUGCAACUUGGCUUGUUGUCAAUUACGUUGUUAGUAAAUCGGCUUCGAAUGAACUUAAAAUACUCAUGAACGAUAAAAGCAUUGGUCUAAGUCCAUACGUCGGCGUUGCUGCUCCUAUGACCACAAAUACUCAGUUCAAUGGUCAUAUAUUCUGUUUCCUGCCUCUUCCGAAAGAAGGCUCGAAACUAACAGGAUUGCCGUUCCAUGUAAACGGUUUCUUCGCCCUUAGCUCCAAUCGACACCACUUAAAAUGGGAAACUGAAGAAGAUAAAGAUCAACAGCAGUACGAUAAGAAUGUCCAUUGGAAUCACCUUAUGGCAUCAGAAGUACUGCCGCGAGCUUACGGAUUAAUGUACAAUGCUGCUGUCAGUAGAAGUAAUACUUCUGGAAAUUCAGAGGAGGAUGUCAAAAGGGUGUAUGGCCUUGUACCAGAUCUUGACAAUGUUAAUGAAAAUUGGAAAAGUUUAGCGGCAAAUGGCAUAAAAGUGAUGCAAACCGAAUAUACUGUUUUCGCAAAUGAUGUUGGGGAAUGGAAUAUGUGCCAGAAAUGCGUAUUUGGAACAGCUGGAACGUUUGACUCAGAAGAAAUAAAACAGUCAAUAAGAAUAUGUUUGAAACGGAUAGGAAAGUCUUAUGUUGAACUUGAUGACAUAACAUUGAACACUUUACGGACGGUCUUUUCUACGCAAGUAGUUUGCCUCUCGCCAACUCUGAUUGCAAAAUUUCUACGUGAAUCGAACGCAUACAAAUGUCUCGCCAAUGACACAAAAAUGGACGUUUUCGUUUAUAUCACAGCAGAUGAACAAUUUGAUCUACUGCAAGGACUGGAACUAUUGUCCCUUGCAAAUGAUAAAUGGGUCAGCUUUGAAAAGGACGGACAUACCAAGUACAUUACAUCUGCGGAAGUGAUUGAGAUUUUUCCAGAUUUUAAAGACCGUUUCGUUAUGGCAACUCUAUCAUCGAAAAGCGCCAAAGCAUGCCAGUCUAUAAUUGAUGAAGCAGCAAAGAGUACGUUCCCGUCCCAAAUAUCGGAGAAGCGAAACGAUGGCUACGCCAAGCGAAAACGGACUUUCACGUCGCGUGUGGUAUGCUUGCCAAUCCCGAAGAGGGAUUCAAAGGGUUUAACUGGAUUUGCUAUCAAUUACACCAGGCAUGUGAAAAGGCGCUUAAAGCUGCCAGAUUCUCCAGAGAUGCCAAUCAAUGUCCGCGAAGUUCACAUAAUCUAUGCAGCAUUGCAGAUGGAGUUGAGGGUGAUAACAUUAAAGAAAAGGUAAGAGUGUUCGAAUCACGCCUUAACAUAUCGGACAGGCAGUACUUCAGACUUCGGUAUCCAGAUGCCGUUGAAAUGGACAAGCUGCCUUCUGACGUAUUUAGUUCAGACGAUGCCGCAUUUGCAAAGGAAACUGC